Molecule: messenger RNA, 348 nt
Organism: Zasmidium cellare ATCC 36951
Lineage: Eukaryota; Fungi; Ascomycota; Dothideomycetes; Mycosphaerellales; Mycosphaerellaceae
Exons: 2
Coding region: 1-348 (115 amino acids)
Biological process (GO): mitochondrial respiratory chain complex IV assembly
Cellular component (GO): mitochondrial inner membrane
Source: RefSeq, a predicted model, not a curated record
AUGGCCGUCUUCCCCUCCAAAAAAUACCGCUCCACCACGGCCUCCUCAACCCUCCCCGCCCGGUAUCGCGCCGCCCUCGCCCGGCACCCCUUCGCGCUCUUCGGCCUGCCUUUCAUCGCAACCAUGCUCUUAGGAUCCUUCUUCCUGACCCCCGCGACCGCUUUGCGAUAUGAGCGCUACGAUCGCAAGGUGCGGCAGUUGACCAAGGAGGAGGAGUUGGGGAUUGGGAAAGAUCGCAGGAAGGUGGAUUUGAGGGAGGAGUAUUAUAAACUGGCGGCGAAGGAUCUGGAUAACUGGGAGCAGAAGCGGGUUAAGAGAUUACCUGGUGAACAUGACGGGAUCUUGUGA